Messenger RNA from Heterocephalus glaber (naked mole-rat), 9375 nucleotides. The record is from RefSeq and is a predicted model, not a curated record. Lineage: Eukaryota; Metazoa; Chordata; Mammalia; Rodentia; Bathyergidae.
CCCAUUCCGCCUUUAUUUCUGUUCCGUUUUGCUCUCUUCCUGGCUCCCCCUCAAACCAAGCGAGCAAAGCAAAUGGCCCGGGUUCCCCCCCAUUGCCUGACCUGCUUGACUGGGAGGAGAGCGGGAGAGGGAGCAGCGAGGGAGCGCGCCUCCCGGAGCAGGCUGCUCUGCCUCCGACCGCAGGCUGUCUCGUGCAGACUGUCCCUCGCCUUCACAACCCCGCAUCCCCUCCCCGAAACAGCGGGCGGUGUGCCUCCUUUCAGCCACAUUUGGGGUCAUGAAUCAGACUGAUGCUUCUCGACCCCUAAACUGGACCAUCCGGAAGCUGUGCCACGCAGCCUUUCUCCCAUCUGUCAGACUUCUCAAGGCUCAGAAAUCCUGGAUAGAAAGAGCAUUUUAUAAAAGAGAAUGUGUUCACAUCAUACCCAGCACCAAAGACCCCCAUAGGUGUUGCUGUGGGCGUCUGAUAGGCCAGCAUGUCGGACUCACUCCCAGUAUCUCUGUGCUUCAGAAUGAGAAAAAUGAAAGUCGUCUCUCCCGAAAUGACAUCCAGUCUGAGAAGUGGUCCAUCAGCAAACACACUCAGCUCAGCCCAACAGAUGCUUUUGGGACCAUUGAGUUCCAAGGAGGCGGCCAUUCCAACAAAGCCAUGUACGUGCGAGUAUCUUUUGAUACGAAACCUGAUCUCCUCCUACACCUGAUGACCAAGGAAUGGCAGUUGGAGCUCCCCAAGCUUCUCAUCUCUGUCCACGGCGGCCUGCAGAACUUUGAACUCCAGCCCAAACUCAAGCAAGUCUUUGGGAAAGGGCUCAUCAAAGCAGCAAUGACAACUGGAGCAUGGAUAUUCACAGGAGGAGUGAACACAGGUGUCAUUCGCCAUGUUGGAGAUGCCUUGAAGGACCAUGCAUCUAAGUCUCGAGGGAAGAUAUGCACCAUAGGUAUUGCCCCCUGGGGGAUUGUGGAAAACCAAGAGGACCUGAUUGGAAGAGAUGUAGUCCGGCCAUACCAGACCAUGUCCAAUCCCAUGAGCAAGCUCACUGUUCUCAACAGCAUGCACUCCCACUUCAUCCUGGCUGACAAUGGGACCACUGGAAAAUAUGGAGCCGAGGUGAAACUUCGGAGACAACUGGAAAAGCACAUUUCACUCCAGAAGAUAAACACAAGAUGCCUGCCGUUUUUCUCUCUUGACUCCCGCUUGUUUUAUUCAUUUUGGGGUAGUUGCCAAUUAGACCCAAUUGGAAUCGGUCAAGGUGUUCCUGUGGUGGCACUCAUUGUGGAAGGAGGACCCAAUGUGAUCUCGAUUGUUUUGGAGUACCUUCGAGACACCCCUCCUGUGCCGGUGGUUGUCUGUGAUGGCAGUGGACGGGCAUCUGACAUCCUAGCAUUUGGGCAUAAAUACUCAGAAGAAGGCGGACUUAUAAAUGAAUCACUGAGGGACCAGCUCUUGGUGACUAUACAGAAGACCUUCACAUACACCCGAACUCAAGCCCAGCAUCUGUUCAUCAUCCUGAUGGAGUGCAUGAAGAAGAAGGAAUUGAUUACAGUAUUUCGGAUGGGAUCAGAAGGACACCAGGACAUUGAUUUAGCUAUUCUGACAGCUUUACUCAAAGGAGCUAAUGCCUCCGCCCCCGACCAGCUGAGCUUAGCCUUGGCCUGGAACAGAGUCGACAUCGCUCGCAGCCAGAUCUUUAUUUACGGGCAACAGUGGCCGGUGGGGUCUCUGGAGCAAGCCAUGUUGGAUGCCCUAGUCUUGGACAGAGUGGAUUUUGUGAAAUUACUCAUAGAGAAUGGAGUAAGCAUGCACCGUUUUCUCACCAUCUCCAGACUAGAGGAAUUGUACAAUACGAGACACGGGCCCUCAAACACAUUGUACCACUUGGUCAGGGACGUCAAAAAGCGAGAAUAUCCAGGUUUCGGUUGGAUCUAUUUUAAGGGGAACCUGCCCCCAGACUACAGAAUCAGCCUGAUCGACAUAGGCCUGGUGAUCGAGUACCUGAUGGGCGGCGCUUACCGCUGCAACUACACCCGCAAGCGCUUCCGGACGCUCUACCACAAUCUCUUCGGCCCCAAGAGGCCCAAAGCCUUGAAACUUCUGGGAAUGGAGGAUGACAUUCCCUUAAGGCGAGGAAGAAAGACAACCAAGAAGCGUGAAGAAGAGGUGGACAUAGACUUGGAUGACCCUGAGAUCAACCAUUUUCCUUUCCCCUUCCACGAGCUGAUGGUGUGGGCCGUUCUCAUGAAGAGACAGAAGAUGGCGCUGUUCUUCUGGCAACACGGGGAGGAAGCCAUGGCCAAGGCGCUGGUGGCGUGCAAGCUCUGCAAAGCCAUGGCCCACGAGGCCUCCGAGAAUGACAUGGUCGACGACAUCUCCCAGGAGCUGAACCACAACUCGAGGGACUUUGGCCAGCUGGCUGUGGAGCUCUUAGACCAAUCCUACAAGCAGGAUGAGCAGCUGGCCAUGAAAUUGCUGACAUAUGAGUUGAAGAACUGGAGCAAUGCCACGUGCCUGCAGCUGGCUGUGGCUGCCAAGCACCGCGACUUCAUCGCACACACGUGCAGCCAGAUGUUGCUCACCGACAUGUGGAUGGGUCGGCUCCGCAUGCGCAAGAACUCAGGCCUCAAGGUAAUUCUGGGAAUUCUACUUCCUCCUUCAAUUCUCAGCUUGGAGUUCAAGAACAAAGACGACAUGCCCUACAUGACUCAGGCCCAAGAAAUCCAUCUGCAAGAGAAGGAGCCAGAAGAACCAGAGAAGCCCACCAAGGAGAAAGAUGAAGAGGACAUGGAACUGACGGCCAUGCUGGGACGGAACAGCGGGGAGUCUUCGAGGAAGAAGGACGAAGAGGAAGUUCAGAGCAGGCACCGACUGAUCCCCCUAGGCAGAAAAAUCUAUGAAUUCUACAAUGCACCCAUCGUCAAGUUCUGGUUCUACACUCUGGCCUAUAUCGGGUACCUGAUGCUCUUCAACUACAUCGUGUUGGUGAAGAUGGAGCGCUGGCCUUCCACCCAGGAAUGGAUCGUCAUUUCCUAUAUUUUCACCCUGGGAAUAGAAAAGAUGAGAGAGAUCCUGAUGUCAGAGCCCGGCAAGCUGUUGCAGAAAGUGAAGGUGUGGCUGCAGGAGUACUGGAAUGUCACAGACCUCAUAGCCAUCCUUCUGUUCUCAGUCGGAAUGAUCCUGCGUCUUCAAGACCAGCCCUUCAGGAGUGACGGGAGAGUCAUCUAUUGUGUGAACAUCAUUUAUUGGUACAUCCGUUUACUAGACAUCUUCGGCGUGAACAAGUAUCUGGGCCCAUAUGUAAUGAUGAUUGGAAAAAUGAUGAUAGACAUGAUGUACUUUGUCAUCAUCAUGCUGGUGGUGCUGAUGAGCUUUGGAGUCGCCCGGCAAGCCAUCCUCUUUCCCAACGAGGAGCCAUCAUGGAAACUGGCCAAGAACAUCUUCUACAUGCCCUACUGGAUGAUUUAUGGGGAAGUGUUUGCAGACCAGAUAGACCGUAAGCAAGUUUAUGAUUCUCAUACACCAAAGUCAGCUCCCUGUGGACAAAACGAGACCCGGGAGGAUGGUAAGAUCAUCCAGCUGCCUCCUUGCAAGACAGGAGCUUGGAUUGUCCCGGCCAUCAUGGCCUGCUACCUCUUGGUGGCAAACAUCCUGCUGGUCAACCUCCUGAUUGCUGUCUUUAACAAUACAUUUUUUGAGGUAAAGUCGAUAUCCAACCAAGUGUGGAAGUUUCAGAGGUAUCAGCUGAUCAUGACUUUCCAUGAAAGGCCAGUCCUGCCCCCACCUCUGAUCAUCUUCAGCCACAUGACCAUGAUAUUCCAGCACCUGUGCUGCCGGUGGAGGAAGCAUGAGAGUGACCCGGACGAGAGGGACUAUGGCCUGAAACUCUUCAUAACUGAUGAUGAGCUCAAAAAAGUACACGAUUUCGAGGAGCAGUGCAUAGAAGAGUAUUUCAGAGAAAAGGACGAUCGGUUCAACUCGUCCAACGAUGAGAGGAUCCGAGUGACUUCAGAAAGGGUGGAGAACAUGUCCAUGCGGCUGGAGGAAGUCAACGAGAGAGAGCAUUCGAUGAAGGCCUCACUCCAGACCGUGGACAUCCGGCUGGCACAGCUUGAGGACCUCAUCGGGCGCAUGGCCACAGCCCUGGAGCGACUGACCGGUCUGGAGCGGGCUGAGUCCAACAAAAUCCGCUCGAGGACCUCCUCCGACUGCACAGACGCUGCCUACAUAGUCCGCCAGAGCAGCUUCAACAGCCAGGAGGGAAACACCUUCAAGCUCCAAGAGAGUAUAGACCCUGCAGGUGAGGAGACCUUGUCCCCAACUUCUCCAACCUUAAUGCCCCGUAUGCGAAGCCAUUCAUUCUAUUCGGUCAAUAUGAAAGACAAAGGUGGUAUAGAAAAGUUGGAGAGUAUUUUUAAAGAAAGGUCCCUGAGCCUACACCGGGCUACUAGUUCCCACUCGGUAGCAAAAGAAUCCAAAGCUCCUGCAGCGCCUGCGAACACCUUGGCCAUCGUUCCUGAUUCCAGAAGACCGUCGUCGUGCAUCGACAUCUAUGUCUCCGCCAUGGAUGAGCUCCACUGUGACAUCGACCCCCUGGACAGUUCCAUGAAUAUCCUCGGGCUGGGCGAGCCAAGCUUCUCCAUGCUGGCCCCUUCCACGGCCCCUUCCAGCAGUGCCUACGCGACCCUCGCGCCCGCAGACAGGCCUUCAAGCCGGAGCGUUGACUGCGAAGACAUUACCUCCAUGGACACUAGAUCUUUUUCUUCAGACUAUACCCAUCUCCCAGAAUGUCAAAACCCCUGGGACUCUGACCCGCCGACGUAUCACGCCAUUGAGCGCUCCAAGAGCAGCCGCUACCUAGCCACUGCGCCCUUCCUUCUGGAAGAGGCCCCCAUUGUGAAAUCUCAUAGCUUUAUGUUUUCUCCUUCGAGGAGUUACUACGCCAACUUUGGGGUGCCCGUGAAAACAGCAGAAUAUACCAGUAUUACAGACUGUAUUGACACAAGAUGUGUCAAUGCCCCUCAAGUGAUUGCUGACAGAGCCACCUUUCCUGGUGGGCUUGGAGACAAAGUGGAGGACUUAUCCUGCUGCCAUCCUGAGCGAGAGGCAGAACUGAGUCACCCUGGCUCUGACAGUGAAGAGAAUGAGGCCAGAGGCCGGAGAGCCACCAUCGCAAUAUCCUCACAGGAAGGGGACAGCUCAGACAGAGCCCUGUCCAACAAUAUCACGGUUCCCAAGAUAGAGCGUGCCAACAGCUACUCAGCGGAGGAGCCAAGUGUGUCAUAUGCACACACCAGGAAGAGCUUCUCCAUCAGUGACAAACUCGACAGGCAGCGGAACACAGCAAGCCUGCGAAAUCCGUUCCAGAGGAGUAAGUCCUCUAAGCCAGAGGGCAGAGGGGACAGCCUGUCCAUGAGGAGACUGUCCAGAACAUCGGCUUUCCACAGCUUUGAGAGCAAGCACAACUAACCCUUCUCACUCUGCAUUGUGGAAGGCUUGAGAAUCCAGCCCUGAAAUUGCCCCUAAACUCCACCUUCCCCCUUCUUCCUUAAAUCAUACCCGCUUUGUUCUUAGCUGAGCGAAACAUGCAAUACUUUGGGAGACACUAACACAAUGGUGACUUCUGGGCCACAGAUCAAGAAAGCAUUAAUCUGACCCAGUGCCAAACACAGGGGAGUGCAGGCGUGUCCACAUUUGCUGGGUAGGGAGGAGACAGAGGGGGAGAGGAAAGGUCAGAGACAAAUGUGUCUUGCCAGUCUCUGCAGGAAGCCAUGAGCUUGAGGCACCAGGAGGCUCCAAGCAAACUCCAUACCAGGAGGCAUCUUGUGAUUUCUGCCUAUUAUCAAAAGUUUUAGGUUGCAGGGCUAAAUUGCAAAAUAAAAUAAAAUAGAACAGCCAGGCUGCAAAAUGAGAUAUUCUAAACUUCAAUUCUGUUUUCUUUUCACAUUGGCUCCAACACUGGUGACUGAUGAAGAGCAUCCUUUUUAUUCAGUAUAAGCCGGCAGCAAGCAGUUCUACCUAACGUCCCACAUCCUUCUCAUGCCAACACUUCUGUAAUUGGUCACUAUAAAGAAAAAACAAGGUAACAGUCAUAGUUCACCUGUCUUAUAUAUUCACUUCUGGUGCCACAACUGUUUUAGCUUUUUUGGAGAAAAUAAGGGAACAGAAAUGCCUUGUUUGUCUUGCAAUUGAAAUGAAAGAAGAGUUGAUGUUAAAAACAAAAGUCACAUGAUAUACUAUAUACAGUGGGCAUUUGAGUAUAGUCGAGCAAGCUCAGGAUGAAUGUAAUUAAAUAAUUUUAUAUUUUAAAAUUUAUUUUGUAUCUCACCUGUCAUCAAUGAAUUCGCUCAUUGACUAUGUAAUAUUGAACUUAAAAAAAAACAACACAGUGGGCAGAACUAACCUAAAGUUGCCAUGUGGGAUAUCGUUAUAUUCUCACCAUUCAUGUCAUGUGUUUUGCUGCUGUGUGACCUUCAUGAUUUGCAUGAUGCCACCGUGUCCUCUGAUGUAACUAAGAUGUAACUGCCAACUUCCCACACCCUCAUCACGUGACUAUUUUGUAUAUGAAUACAUGGUUAAAUGUGGAUAUUUUCAUACCUAGAGUUUUGCCAUUUAAUCUGAGCUCAGCAUAAAUUUAAUUGGAGUUUUUCAAGGGCUGGUAUCUUUUCUAUGGAAAUGUUCCAAAGUACUUUUUAAGGAAGUUUCAAAACCAUAAAUAACCUUAGAAUUGACUGGGAAUUUGGUAUCAACCCAAAGCCAUCAGUUGCAGGCAUACCAUGAAUAUUUUUCUUACACACAGAGCUAUAAAAAAAUACAGUAGGCCAAAAUAGAAGGCAAAUAAAUCAUAUAAAGAAUUCUGUAGUAUAUGCUGCUUAUAUACAUAUAUAUGCAUUUACAGAGAGACACAGGUUUAUAUAUAGUAUAUAAACAGACAUAGAGAGCUUUCUUAAGAGGCUCAUACUUUUCUAGCUCUUGGAGAUAUAGCCACAAUUUUUUAAUAUCAAGAAGUUCCAUUGAAAGAGUUCAUUAUACUAUUAGACCAAAUGUUGAAAUUACGAUUUUUUAAAUCUCUAUCACCUUAACUUUUCCUUCAACCAAACAAGAGCUGUCAAAAUGAUUCACCACCCACCCACUGCACCUUUUUGACCCAAGUCAUUUACCAUCCAUCUCAUUUAUUCUGGUUUCUCCUAUACAAAGCUACAACACAAUUUAUACAAUUGGAACAGAUACACAGUUCUAAACCGGAUCGUAGUAUGGACUAAAGAACAGAAGCAUAAGUUUCUAGAUCAGAAUCUGAAUUUAAAUUGGGAUAAAGAAAUCUUGACAUCCCCCCUCCCCCUCAAAUCUUCUGAUUCCUCUUUGGAUCACUGAAGUUUUAAAAAACCUUUAAGAAAAAUGACUUGAGUUCCCUGGUCCAAGAUACUACCUGGUUUUUUCAUUUAAUUGCAGUUGUAAGUAACAAAUUAUAUCUCAUUUUGUGAAAUCAAGUAAAUUCAUUGACAAAACCUGUAGCCUUUCACUAUUAAAAAAUACAAAACACACACACACACACACACACAAAAAAAAUCCUGAGCAACCUUUUCAGUACAGAAAGAGUGACAAGUUCACAUACACAAAGAAUUCCUUAUAACUUCUUGGUAUUUAGGUGAAUCACUAACUUUCAACUCCUUCAUUUAUAAUUGCUGUAGUUGGGCAUGGUAGCUUACACCUGUAAUCCCAGCACUCAGGAGGCUGAAGCCUGAGGAUUGUGAGUUCAAGACCAGCCUGGGAUACACAGUGAGUUCAAGGCUGGCCUGGACUACAGACCAAUACUCUGUCUCAAAAACAAAACAAAGCAAAAACAACAUUUUUGCUUUAUAUUUGCUCUGGGACUCUUUUACUUUAUUGGGCCUCAAAUUGGUAAACUUCCCUCUUAGCCAACAUGAAUUCAGUCCGUGAAUAAAACAGGUGUCUUAAAUUUCCUGUGUCAUGAAUCCCUGUGAGGAUCAAUGAAAAUUCUGGACACCCCUCCCCAAAUGUACAUACAUGUGUAAUGUCAUUGCAAUAUAACUUCAGAGGGUUCAGAGAGCCCUGGUUCCAUAUUGAUUGGUAAUGAGGAAAAGGAACCAUGUUUGUUCAUAUAAGUAUGGUCGUAAUAGGCACUUUAUAUUUUAAGACCAUUUCUCUGUGAUUCUCAGGAAGGCCAAGUCUCAGCACCAGUUUGAACCAAGGUUCUGUUACUUUCAUUCCUUAGAUUAGAUGUGGCUAGUUUGAUGUCCUUUCAUCCUAAUGUUUGAUCAUUUUGAGUAGUGAGUAUACUCACAAAGCCAAAGGGUCUCUGAGAGAGUCUCUAAAGGAAUGCAAGAAGGAGGUGAAAGAAAUAUUCUUUGACCUUAGAGCAGGACACCAAACACCUCCAGUGCCUCAUAAUGGACAGUACUGGAAGUGGGGGAAAGAUGUGAUGAGCACCAGUGUUUCCAUUCAUCGUGAUUUCCAGAGAGCAAAUACGACCUGGGAAACUAAAUACCUAACAGUCCUGAUCUUGUGACUACCUGGUUCUUUUGUUGUGCAUGAACAUUAAGUGCUAAUAUCUUUGGUGAAGUGUGUGAAGUAUAUAAGCCAAAUUUAAAUGACUUUAGACACAAACUAUGUAAUUCUCACAAGCCAUGUCUUUCCUGUGCACAUACGUGUGUUACUCUUCAGUCCCAUCCUCCCAUAUCCGGGUUCUCUACACACCAGUGUGGCAUUGAUUCUGUGGCCUUGUAUAGUCAACUUGUGCUAAGCUCAUUUAUUCCACCAUGUCCCUGAUUGAGGGGAUGUUAAUUAUCUGUCUCUGUGAAUUAAGCAACUCAUAAACAGCAAGUUAUUGAGGACCAUAAAUAAAGUCAUAGAGAGCUCAAGGAAGUAAUGGCUUGGGUUUAAUCAUCUGCUUCAGAGGUGCCAUUUUUAUAUACUACUAUAUGUAAUGAUUUGUUCUAAAUUGUUUGUUCCUUUUGGGAAAAAAAUUAAGGAUGUUUUAUGAAAAUGACCACGGAGGUUUCCUGACUAACCUACAUACUUUACAUUUAUAGUCCAAAACCCCCUUUCUUGAUGUGAUUUAAGUGGGGAGCUGGAAAGCUUGUGUACAACUGUCCUGGCUAUUUCUGCAAGCCAAAGGGUAUAUUAGCAAUCCAAAUGCAGCACUUUAGAGAACUGAAUUUUUUUUUAAGUCUAAGCUUGCAGGGCCAGGACACAAUUUAGCACUUUGAAAGUUACCCUUUUAAAAUAUAUGUGUAAGAAUAAUCAAGUGGGAAAAAUGUACUCAUAAAAACACAAAAUGUGUUUUUUCUGAAUGUUUCAAAUGUAUUUUAAAAUAUGGUCUCUAUAGAUAAUAUUAUGGUAGAUAACUGGAUAGUACAUUGUUU